CAAUGUUAUCGGGGAAGAUGUCAUCGCGCGCGUACCGAAAAUAAGAAUUCAGUUGUUCGUUCGUGCUCGUUCGUUCAAGAUGAGAGAAUCACUGAUCAUUUGCUCGGUCGUUUUAACGCUCUUCGCCGUAGACACUUUGGCUAUCGAAGGUGUCAAAGGUGGCCAUCGAUCUCAUCGACCGAAUCAAAGCGGAGGUCUUAACAGUACCAUUCAGGCAGGACUUUGUUACAAAAGGAUACCUUAUGCGGAUGCACUAGCGUUGAACUCCACUGGACAGUUCCCUCAUAACACCCUUCCCUCUACCAACGAGAACGAGCCGACUAACGGAUGGAUCACGAUUUUGGACUGCUGCGAUGGCUACGAGCGUAACAUUACUUCCGGAGGCUGCGAGCCUCGUUGCAUUCAAGGAUGCUUAGGUGGAAGAUGCACCGCGCCGAACGUUUGCACCUGUUCACCGGGUUGGUUCCCGCAGGAGGGUGUUUGCAUGCCCUAUUGCGAUAGACCGUGCCAGAAGGAUGCUUACUGUUUCUCGGCGAACGUGUGCGCCUGUAAGCUAGGCUACGACGAGGUGAACGGCGAGUGUAAACCGAUUUGUCCAGGGGGCUGUAGGAACGGUGACUGCGUGGCACCCCGUGUGUGCAGGUGCAAGACGGGAUACGUGCUUCGGGCGUCCUCUGAAAGUACCGGGAUCGAAUCGAAGGAAUGCGUACCUGUCUGCGAGAAUGGUUGCCGUAACGGGGAGUGCACUGCUCCGGGUGUAUGCAGUUGCAACGAAGGGUACACAAAUCCUCCAGAAGACAGGGAAUCCUGUGUACCGAGGUGUCCUGCUGGAUGCAUCAACGGCGAAUGCAUCUCUCCAGGUGUUUGUAAAUGUAAAUCAGGCUUUACUCUCGAUUCCAGUAACAAGUGCAUUCCAGAGUGUCCUCAAGGUUGCGCGAACGGCGAGUGCGUUGCACCAGGUGUCUGCAGGUGCAGACAAGGCUACACCACCGACUCCUCCAACAAUUGUGUCCCGGAGUGUCGUCAAGGUUGUAGCAACGGCGAGUGUGUCGCUCCAGGUGUCUGCAAUUGUAGACCAGGUUAUACUCUAGACUUCGCCAACAAGUGCAGCCCGGAUUGUCCUCAGGGAUGCGAGAACGGUGAAUGCGUCGCUCCAGGAGUCUGCAACUGCAACAUAGGCUUCUCUCGCGACUCGAACGGCAUAUGUGUCCCUCUGACCAGUCUAUCCAGCACUUCCUCUCAGUGCAGAUCCGGUUGCGGACCAAACGGUACCUGCGUAGGUCCUAAUCGAUGUGCCUGCGAUCUGGGCUAUCGCGUUGACCCAGAUACCGGCAAGUGUAUCCCAGCCGCGAUGUCGUUCCAAUGUAGAAACGGCUGUGGCUCUCAUGGUUUUUGCGUUGGUCCGGACUUGUGCAUCUGCGAUUACGGUUUGAACGUAGAUCCCGACACCGGAAGGUGUCCCGAACCACGACCGACCGUUCAACCAUCGUCCCAGUGCAGAUACAGCUGCGGGCCGAACAGUGAAUGCGUAGGUCCUGAUACUUGCGCGUGUAAUCGUGGAUUCGUGAUGGACCGGGCUAGCAGAAGAUGCGUCCCUGAGACUUCGUCGCAGAUGGGCGAGCCCAUCUGCGAGAUGCCGUGCAUCAACGGUGAGUGCACUGGUCUGAAUCAGUGCAGCUGCAAACGCGGUUACAUGAUGGAUCCUAACGACGUGACACGAACCAGGUGUCUACCUGUGUGCAUCGGUGGAUGCCCGAACGGAGUCUGUUCUGGGCCUAACUUCUGUAUCUGUAAUCUUGGCUACAGGAAGGAAACUGGCGUUAAGGGUAGACAGAGAUGUGUUCCAGUUUAAAUAAACCUUUCUUCUUUUAUUAUCAAUCUUUCUCGUAGUAUAAUAAAAUUUUAUUUAACACGUUUUAAAUUUUAUACUAUUUCUCUAAUAUAUGAAAGUUUUUCGUUUAAUAAUUUCAGUGCCUAAUUAUGAUCGAUGCAUCGUUGGUGAUUAGACAUACUUCGUUCGAGUGCAAGUAGGUUAUAUAAGAAAUUGUAUAACUGCCAGUUGGAUUUCUGUACGAGUGAAAUUGUACCUUAAAAAAACGAGAUAUGUAUCAUCGAUAACUAUUGUUUAGAUCUUAGAUAGCGUUGGUCAAUUUGUAUAAUUGUUCAUAAAUAAAGUGAAUAACGUUCGACAAA
Messenger RNA from Osmia lignaria (orchard mason bee), 2193 nucleotides. RefSeq lists its product as uncharacterized. NCBI's taxonomy places the organism in Eukaryota, Metazoa, Arthropoda, Insecta, Hymenoptera, Megachilidae. The record is from RefSeq and is a predicted model, not a curated record.